ACCGGGAUUCCUUCCAGUGUGGCGUCUGCCCCCAAAGGGCCUCGCCAUUGUCUUCAUGGUCAAGGAUGGAUUGCAAGAAGGUGGGGGAGUUGGGGGAGAGGGAGAGUGCUUCGUCCACUGUCUGAAGGCGCACACACCACUGCUGCUCACAUCUCAUUGGCACUAACUUAGCCACCUGGCCCCAUCUACCUGCAGGAAGGGCUAAGCGAUGGCAUCUAACAGGGCAGUGAUGUGCCCAGCACAAUCUUAUUCUUCUGGAAGUAGAUGAGUGCUAUGGACUGAAUAUCCCCCCCAAAAGUCAUAGGCUGAAUCCCUAAACCAGCAGUGCGACCGUAUUUGAGAGAUCGUUAAGAGGAAGAGAAACCAGGCCUCUCUCUCUCUCCACAGCUGUACAGUGUGAAGGCCAUGUGAGGACACAGUGAGAAGGUGGCCACCUGCAACCCAGAGGGAGAACAUCAACCCUCCUGGAACCUUGAACUUGGACCUCCAGCCUCCAAAACCGUGAGGAAGAUGUUCUGCUGUCUAAGCCACUCAGCCUGUGGCAUUUUGUUCUUGAAACCCAGCUGAAACAGGGAGAAAAUCUUUGAUGGGUAGUAGCAAAGUCUGACCAAUUCCUGUGAUGGAAGGUGCGGUAGGACAGUAAGAGAGUUAUGGGGCCUCUUUUUUAAUGGAAAGUCUCAAACUCACAAAAGCAGAGAGGACCUAACAAACCCCACACGCCCAUCAGCCAGCUUCAGCAAUUCUGGCCAGCUUCGGGCCCUUCGCUGGCCCCAAGCACACUCAGGCCCAGCGCCCUAUCUGGCAUUCCCUCCAUGAAGCAGAUGCCCUUGGGCCCGCCACCAGGCCUCCGUGGCAGUGGAGACUCGCACUGCUCAGGGCAGACAGUGCGGAGACGGUUCUCAGUGUAGUAAGCACAGAGCCGGAUGCACAGACACAAGGGCUCUCCUGUACCUGCAUCAGGGAUGUGAGGUCACGACUGCAUGCAUGGAGGUGCUGCAGUUGCCCUGUGACCACGAGGGACAAGCUAAGAGAACUGAAAGAUCAACUGAAAUUGGCAAGCUUCUGAGUGCCUACUUGGAAAAGAAAAGCGAGGUGGAGGAUCACUCGGUGCACCUGCUUUUCUCUGCGAACCGCUGGGAACACGUGCCACUAAUUAAGGAGAAGCUGAGCCAGGGCGUCACCCUGGUCGUGGACAGGUACGCCUUUUCCGGGGUCGCCUUCACCAGCGCCAAGGAGAACUUCUCCCUGGACUGGUGCAAGCAGCCGGAUGUGGGCCUCCCCAAACCGGACCUGGUCGUGUUCCUGCAGCUGCAGCUGGCAGAGGCCGCCGUGAGGGGCGAGUUCGGCCGUGAACGCUACGAGAGCAGCCCUUUCCAGCAGCGGGCCCUGCAGCGCUUCCAGCAGCUCCUGGGAGACUCGAGUCUGCCUUGGAAGACAGUGGACGCCUCCAGGAGCAUCGAGGACGUCCACCGGGAAAUCCGCGCGCUGUCUGAGGGUGCUAUCCGGGCCGCUGCACACAGGCCGCUGGGGCAGCUGUGGACAUAAAGGGACAGGACCCCCGUCUGCCAUCCGCAAGGCAGGAGCCGCGUGUGCACAGCGUCCAGGGGGGCGAAGCGGGACUCCCCGUGGAGCAGCCUGCGGGGCAGCCUUCUCCUGCCCUCACCUGUGCCCCGAAGAUACUAAUAAAUUAGUUACUGUGUUUUGCUUACUCAAGUUUC
Molecule: messenger RNA, 1718 nt
Organism: Kogia breviceps (pygmy sperm whale)
Lineage: Eukaryota; Metazoa; Chordata; Mammalia; Artiodactyla; Physeteridae
Source: RefSeq, a predicted model, not a curated record